UGUGUGCCAAUCACAUUUGACAAUGAUUUGUAUUGAUCUAAGGGACGUGCAGUUUUUGUUUUCAAUGAUGCAAGUGUCCUCAGUGACCUUGAAGUUGUUUUGGCGGCAAAGUUUGAAAAGUGCAAAAGCAGUGCUCCAGAAGAAGACAACUUUUCAGAAUAAUUAUGGGAAAAACAAAAAAAAAUCCAACACCAGGUCCACGAAGAAAACCCCGGCCGCUGUUGUCCCUCCGGAGACCCUCGUUACCAUUGUCCCCCAGGAGACUCCGGCCAUUGGUGUCCUUCAGGAGACUUCGACCACUGUUGUCCCUCAGGAGACCCUCGUUACUGUUGGCCCUCCAGAGACUCCGGCCACUGUUGCCAAUCAGGAGGCACCUAUUCCAGAUGACAUUCUCACUGAUGUCAUUCUAGAUAAAGUUGAUCAGACAUUGGUGUUGGACAUUGCCGAUGAUGAAGUACUAAAAGCCUUGAUACAAGGCAAUAUUUUCUCAACACCUGAAGAGAAUAGCCAGAUAACCAAUGAUGUGAAUCAGAAAGCUAUUAGCCGGUUCCCAUUUCAAAAUACGUCUUCUCCCUUCGAUAAGGAUGCAGAUGUAUUGCCGUAUCCGACAAGCACCACUUCCGUAAAAAAUAAGAAAAAAGUACAAGAAAGAUAUUUUGUGUUGACAUCGGAGGAAGUGAUCAGCCACAAAACAAAACAGUUGGAAGCAAAGCAAGACAAAGAAAAUAAAAAGGAAACGGCAAAACUACAAAGGACUCUCAAGCGAGAAGCAGCAAAAUGUACACCAAAAUCAAAAAAAGUGAAAAAAACGUCCAGCAAAAAUUGAAAAUGGUCAUAGAGGCAAAUGCAUGUAGACAUAUCAAUAUAGCCUACAUAUAGGCCUAGUAGAUUCUUAAAAGUUGCUUUUCAUUUUGUUGAAAUUAUAUAAAUUAAUUAAA
Molecule: messenger RNA, 938 nt
Organism: Pecten maximus
Lineage: Eukaryota; Metazoa; Mollusca; Bivalvia; Pectinida; Pectinidae
Exons: 3
Coding region: 23-826 (267 amino acids)
Source: RefSeq, a predicted model, not a curated record